UUUCGUGUGGCCUUACUCCCGAGAAAGUUCCUUUUUUUCUUACACUUUUUUUUUUAAGUACUUGAAAAAUUCAGACAAAAGCAGAAGAAGCAAAGUUCUUCUGUCUGUGUCUGAUUCUACGUCUGUCUCCGCCACCAUGACAAGCUCUUCAUCUCCUUCACGCAAGGCGUUAAGCAAGAUCGCGUGUAAUAGGCUACAGAAAGAGUUAUCAGAGUGGCAAGUCAAUCCUCCUACUGGGUUUAAGCACAAAGUUACCGAUAAUCUCCAAAAAUGGAUAAUAGAGGUAACAGGAGCACCAGGUACGCUCUAUGCGAAUGAAACUUACAAGCUUCAGGUUGAUUUUCCUGAACAUUACCCCAUGGAAUCUCCUCAGGUAGUUUUUGUUUCACCAGCGCCGCUACAUCCGCAUAUUUACAGCAAUGGACAUAUUUGUUUAGAUAUUCUGUAUGACUCGUGGUCUCCAGCCAUGACGGUUAGUUCAGUCUGCAUCAGCAUUCUCUCCAUGCUAUCGAGUUCACCGGAAAAGGUUUCUACAUUUUUAUUAACUCCCACUUAUUAUUAUCACAAAGCCACACAAAAUCUUACUAUGUCUUUAUCUCUUUCUCAGCAACGUCCGGCUGAUAACGACCGAUAUGUAAAGAACUGCAAGAACGGGAGGUCUCCUAAAGAGACAAGAUGGUGGUUUCAUGACGACAAGGCAUGAUGAUGAUGAUGAUGAUGAUGAUGAUGAUGAUGAUGAUAUGAUCAAACAUCAUAAAUAAAUGAAAAAGAGGUUUUAUAUAAUUUCCCCAGACUGAUAGUAACUAAUUGGAAUUCCUUGUGGCCUCAACUCUUUUUCUUUCUUUCUCUCUGUCUUCUGUAUGGAUGAUGAUUAUGUAUGGAAGACAUCUGAAAUGUCUCACACCUUGAAUUAACAGUUUCCGCUUUCGUCUCCCUAAAGUAACCUUGGAGAUUGAUUCAAAUUGUAUUUGGGGACA
Brassica napus (rape) is the source of this 977-nucleotide messenger RNA. Its product is annotated as probable ubiquitin-conjugating enzyme E2 18. The transcript has 5 exons. Lineage: Eukaryota; Viridiplantae; Streptophyta; Magnoliopsida; Brassicales; Brassicaceae. The record is from RefSeq and is a predicted model, not a curated record. Bases 137 to 703 code for a protein of 188 amino acids.